AAGUAUGGUCCCAUUUGGGAGAUCAUUGAUAGGAGAUGGCAUCAUCAGCUUCAUAGGCCCAUCCAUGCGGCAGCCUAUUAUCUGAAUCCGGCAUUCCGUUUUAUCCCUUCUUUCAAGGCUGAUGUGGAGGUCCUUAAUGGGCUAUAUGCAAUCAUGGAGAAGAUGUGACCUGUUGGUACUUCUCAGAUAGACCUUUUUCGAGAGCUACAGUUGUUCUCAGAUGCACAAGGGGAGAUCUUCUCUCGUCCUGUCGCCAAAGACGGUAGGACAACUAUGAUGCCAGAUCAUUGGUGGAACUUUUUUGGCCCAGAGACACCAAAUAUUCAGAAGUUGGCCAUUCGCAUCUUGAGCCAACCAUGCAGCGCAUCAGGUUGUGAGCGCAAUUGGAGUAUGUUUGAGCACAUACACUCCAAGAGGCGCAAUAGAUUAUCUAUGGAGAAGAUGAAUGAUCUCGUCUUUGUUCACUACAACCUCCACCUGAGAAUGAGAAAGAAUGCAAUAGUUGACAUGUCUCCUAUCAUUCUAGAUGAGGUUGAUCUUGAAGCAGAGUGGGCCAAUGAGAAUCAGACAGCUCCUGGGACUCCUACGGCUGUAUUUAGUGAUGAUGACAUUGAUUGGAUCGACUAGGUAGAUAUAGAGGUUGAGGCUGUAGCCAU
Molecule: messenger RNA, 656 nt
Organism: Cryptomeria japonica (Japanese cedar)
Lineage: Eukaryota; Viridiplantae; Streptophyta; Pinopsida; Cupressales; Cupressaceae
Exons: 2
Coding region: 274-627 (117 amino acids)
Molecular function (GO): protein dimerization activity
Source: RefSeq, a predicted model, not a curated record